This is a messenger RNA of Echinops telfairi (small Madagascar hedgehog), 3296 nucleotides long. It is a transcript of the gene FAN1, whose product is annotated as FANCD2 and FANCI associated nuclease 1. The record is from RefSeq and is a predicted model, not a curated record. Lineage: Eukaryota; Metazoa; Chordata; Mammalia; Afrosoricida; Tenrecidae. Gene Ontology annotation, cellular component: nucleus. Bases 57 to 3128 code for a protein of 1023 amino acids. Gene Ontology annotation, molecular function: 5'-flap endonuclease activity; 5'-3' exonuclease activity; flap-structured DNA binding. Gene Ontology annotation, biological process: interstrand cross-link repair. The transcript has 13 exons.
GAAAGUAAAAGUAAACCAUUGCAGUACCUAUCCUGUUUAUAUUUAGCGUUUUCCUAAUGCGCAUGAUGUCAGACGGGAAAUCUGCUACAAAAACACCUCGUAAAAGUUUAUCCGUCAAGAACACUAAAGGAUCUAAUUCUGUUUCUUCAUAUUUUAACAAUGGACCACCUUCUAAACUUGCCUGCCCCAUUUGCAGUGAAAUGAUAUCAAGAUAUGAUUUAAACUGGCAUCUUGAUGAGAUGUGUACUAAAAAGGAUGAUGUCAUGCAGAUUGAUCCAGUUCCUGUUGACUUAACUGACUCAGAUAGGUCCACAGUGGAUUUAGCCAGUAUUGCAUUAGAAGAUGUAAUUUCAAUGAAGUCAUCACUAAAGAGAAGUUUAAGCCCUGGCCAAAGUGAUUCAGCAAAAAAGAUAAAACAACAGACCAGUUCCUACUUUAAAAGUAAUGAUGGUUUUAUGUGCGGAAAUCAAUAUGAGCCGAGGAACCCUAAUGUAAAAGUCAUUCCUUUGGAAACGCUAUCGUCCAGAUUAUCUAGAAAAUACACAAAGGCAGUAGAUAAAAACGAUGAGUUUGGGAGUCAUAGAGCUACAAAUCUGCAGAGUUCUUUACCCACAGUGGUUAAGAGCUUGGUUGACAAUUCUUCAGAGAUUGAGAACAAGGAACAAAUUUUGGAGACCUCUUUUCACAAGGAAAAUGUUUUUCGGUGUGCUUCUCUUCAAGAAAAGAGUGCCCCUGAGUAUGUUGUAGGAGACACUGAAAUAACGGAAGCUGACAGCCAGAAGGAUACUCAAGAAUGUGGGGACACAGCCCUCACUCCUGGCUUCUCAGAUAACGCUCUUAUGUUAAUGUCACCAGAAUUAAUUCUUGGAAAUAAAUUCAAGUCUACUUCACAAGACAGUCUGAAAAAGCAGAAGAGUCUCAGAGGAGCAGAUGGUAAAGGUGGUAACAAAUAUGAGGUAAGUAAUUGUAAAGAAGUAAAAAUGACUGUUGCUACAGAAACUAAACCGCAGUUAUAUUUGGAAGCAAAAUCGCAUAGUGCUACAAGUAAUGCUUUAAAGGGGAACAACGUCCAAGCACUUCCUCUGGAAGGCGACAGUGUUCUACAGAAUGAAAUCAUUAGCAGCAUUCCUUUGGAGAAGAGGUCAAGCUGUGAAGUUCCUGAUAGAACAGCGGAAGUACCACCAAGUCAUCCUUACUACCUUAAAAAUUUCCUUAUGGUGCUGAAAGAAGUAUUUGAGAAUGAAGAUGAUAUGAUGCUCUUUGAUGAACAUGAAAAGGAAAUUGUAACUAAAUUUUAUAAUUUAUCAGCUAGUGGUCAGAAGUUAUAUGUACGACUUUUUCAACGUAAAUUAAACUGGAUUAAAGUGAACAAACUGGAAUAUGAAGAAAUUGACCUAAAUUUACUACCUGUAAUUAAAGAAUUGAAGGAUGAAGGCUUUAUACAGACAGAAGCUGAAUUGCAAGAACUGUCUGACGUGCUUGAGCUACUUUCUGUAGUUGAACUAAAAACGCUGGCGAAGAUCUUUCACUUGAAACCUAAUGGGCAGAAGCAGCAGUUGGUGAACUCCUUUCUCAAAUUUGCCAAACAGCGUUCAGUCUUCACUUGGGACAAGAAUCAGCCUGGUAUUGGAGCAGUGAUUUUAAAAAGGGCUAAAGACUUCGCUGGCCCGUCCCUAAGAAUUUGUAAAGGCCCCAGGGCUGUAUUUUCUCGAAUCUUACUACUGUUUUCAUUGACCAAUUCAAUGGAAGAUGAAGAAGCUGCAUGUGGUGGACAGGGACAGCUUUCUACUGUACUAUUAUUGGUCAACUUUGGCCAAAUUAAGUUUCCUAGUUACACCAUCUAUCGAAAAACCAAAAUCUUCCAAGAUAGAGACGAUCUCAUCAAGUAUGCAACAGCUGCACACAUGCUGAGUGAUAUUUCUGCUGCGAUGGCCAGUGGGGACUGGGAUGCAGCCAGAGAGCUUGCACAAUGUGCACAAAAGGAUUGGAGCCAACUGAAGAACCACCCUUCCCUGAGAUACCAUGAGGAUUUACCACUCUUUCUGCGAUGUUUUACCGUUGGGUGGAUUUAUACAAGAAUUUUGUCUCGAAAUGUAGAAAUACUGGAGAGACUUCACAUGUAUGAGGAUGCAGUCAAGGAACUUGAGAACCUUUUGUCUCAGAAGAUUUAUUGUCCUGAGAGCAGAGGCCGAUGGUGGGAUAGGCUGGCCCUUAAUUUACACAAGCAUCUGAAGCAUCUGGAGCUGGCUAUUAAGUGCAUCAGAGAAGGGCUGCAAGACCCAGAUGUAAGAACAGGACAUCGGCUAUCACUUUACCAGAGAGCUGUGCGACUGAGAGAGUCUCCAGGUUGUAAAAAGUACAGACACCUUUUCCAGAAACUGCCAGCAAUCCAUGUGGGAGAUGUGAAACAUGUAACCAUCACUGGCAAGGUAUGCCCACAGAGUGGGCCUGGGAAGUCCACGUUUGUGAUGGAGGUUGAAGAGGCUGGAGUCCCCACUACCGUGCUGUGUUCAGUGGAGGAGCUGGCAUUGGCCCAUUACAGAUGUGAUGGCUUUGAUCAGGGGAUUCAUGGGGAAGGAUCCACCUUCAGUACACUGUAUGGCCUCCUCCUGUGGGACAUCAUCUUCAUGGAUGGAAUCCCAGACAUCUUUAGGAAUGCAUACCAGGACUUUCCACUGGACUUGUAUACAGACAGCUUCUUUACAAGCAGAAGGCCGGCCAUCGAAGCUCGACUACAGCUUAUUCAUGCUGCUGAUGCCCCAACCCUAUGUUCCUGGCUGGCAGCUGCAUGGCAGGCUCAAGAAGGCAGAGUAGCUUCCAUAGUCAACUGGAACCGUUUUGCUUCUCUUCAGCAAGCUCAGGAUCUUGUUUCCUGCUUAGGCGGCCAUGUCCUCAGCAGUGUGUUUAGGCAGUUGGCUACUGACUUCCGACAUUGCCGAGGUGGCCUCCCUGACCUGGUGGUAUGGAACUCCCAGAAUCAUCACUUUAAGCUGAUAGAAGUUAAAGGCCCCAAUGAUCGUCUUUCCUAUAAGCAAAUGAUCUGGUUGGAUGAACUGCAGAAGUUGGGUGCGGAAGUAGAAGUCUGCCAUGUGGUCCCAGUUGGAGCCAAGAGCAAAGGCCUGAGUUAAGAGCUACGGAAUUAGGAUUAUUUGUGUAUCCCUAAUCCAAACAAUUAGUUCUUAAUGUAUGGCUCUAUUGGACACUUGCCCUCAAAAGAGGUCACUGAAGGUAUGGGUGCUUUAGCAAAGUAUGGUGAAGAAAUCUGAUGGUGCCUGGCUAUCAAAAAUAACAGUGUC